Dentiscutata erythropus is the source of this 402-nucleotide messenger RNA. NCBI's taxonomy places the organism in Eukaryota, Fungi, Glomeromycota, Glomeromycetes, Diversisporales, Gigasporaceae. The record is from the annotation of a GenBank genome assembly.
AUGCCAAUUCACAGUAACCCAACUAGAGAAAAACUCAGAGAGUUAAUGGAAGGUUUCACAGACACAGCUGAAGCAUGCAAUAUUAGACCUUUUUUUACUUAUUCUCAAAAGGUUAAAAAUGGUAAUGUAAUGUCAACAAGGCUGGAUUACAUCUUUAUAGAUGAUAAUCAUAUUCAGCUUUGUAAAAAACAAUCUCUAAGCCCACAACUUGGAAACAAAAUCCAAGAAGCAUUCAAACCUUUUCCAGCUUCAGAAAAACGUAUAAAAAGAUUAAACAAACAAAUUAAUGAACUUAAUAUCAAAAUAGCUAGAAACUCUAACCUUACAGAUCUAAGCAUAAUUGCAACACAAUUAAAAGCGGAGAUACAAGAUGAACUCACGAAUCUAACAUCUAAAUGGUAG